AACCCACCCAGUCUCCAAUCCCAAUUUCCAAACCAACAACAUGAGGAUCGUCGAUCCUCAAUCCGCCGUCCUCUCAAACAUCGAGGUCCUAGCCUACCUAACCGCCAACCCGCCCCGACGACCCCCCAACCCGCCGCCCAACUCCCGACACUGGGUUCCCAGCCCCGACCUCCGCGACCACAAUACCGUUGUCAAGGAGAUCCACAACUACGUCUCGCGCCUCUCCCCACACCUCCAAUCCUACCCGCAAUACACGCACAUCCCGCUGGCGGAACUCGAGGCGCAGGCCCAGGCCCAGGCCAACUACCACAACAACAGUAACAGCAACAACAAAGACACCGCCGCGUCGGCGCCACCGACGCUCCUGCCCCCGAAACUCCUCAACAAGCCUACCCCCGUCGAUCAUGCGCUCCGGGACCUCGUUACCCGGUUGCAGCCCUACGGCCUUACCAAGGGUGAGGUGCUCAUGAUUGUUAACUUGGGGAUUGGGUUGAUUCCGGUGGCGGCUGCUGAGGAGGGGGAGGGGGAGGAGGGGGAGGAAUAUGAGGAGGAGGUGGUGGAGGAGGAGGAAGAGGGUGGAGAGGGAGAGGGGGGUCAGCAGCUGGAGGAGAUGGAGGUGGAUGAUGGGGCCACUAAUGGGGGCCAGGAUGCUGAAAAUGGGGGAGCAGGCAGUGGAGAGUUGGCGGAGGAGGAUUACGGGGCUAUGGCUCUGUUGGAUACCGUGAUCGAGGAGCGGGAGGAACGGUUGAGUGAGGCGGAUGUGGCGGGGAUUCUGACUAUUAUUCGGGAGACGUUGGGUGGAGGGGCCGCUGCGGCUGCGAGGUGAGAUGGAUGGAUGCUUAGGUUCUCUACGGACUUGGAGAAAAAGUGUUGGUAGUGGAUUUUAUAUACCCGUUGUGUUACAUUAAAGACAUUGUCUUGAAAGAGAUCCAGAUGACAUG
This is a messenger RNA of Aspergillus japonicus CBS 114.51, 941 nucleotides long. RefSeq lists its product as uncharacterized. The record is from RefSeq and is a predicted model, not a curated record. The coding region runs from base 41 to 826 and encodes 261 amino acids. Gene Ontology annotation, biological process: transcription initiation at RNA polymerase III promoter. Gene Ontology annotation, cellular component: RNA polymerase III complex. NCBI's taxonomy places the organism in Eukaryota, Fungi, Ascomycota, Eurotiomycetes, Eurotiales, Aspergillaceae. The transcript has 3 exons.